AUGACAAUCAGACGUGCUCCAGGAGUAAUUACUUGGGAAAACCUAGCCCGUUUGAUUCAGCGUGGUGUUAGGAGACAAAGAGGACGAAUGGCCGGUUUUUCUUUAUUCAUCUCAAACAACACACAGAUACAGGACAGCCAUCUCUGCUACAAAGACGGAAAUGAAUUGCCUCCCUUGAACUUUAGUACAAUGUGCCCUAAAUAUGGUCGUUAUGUUUUCUUUUAUAAUGAACGAUCAAAGGGAGUGAAAUACCCAGAUGACUACCAAGUUUUAACUCUUUUAGAACUAUGUAACGUCGUUGUUGAUGGAUGUGAAUCAGGAAUAUAUGGAAAUAACUGCAGCUUAAAAUGUCCAGUCAAAUGCCUGGAACAUACCUGUGACAUUGAAAGUGGUAAUUGUUUCGAGUGUAUGGCAGGAUGGUGGGGAUCAAAAUGCCAGGAAGAAUGCAGAGAUGGUACAUAUGGUUUAAGAUGUAGAUACAAGUGUGGACACUGUUUAAAUGGGACACCUUGUGACAAGGAGACGGGAAGCUGUGGGACAGAAUGUGAUCCUGGCUAUCUUGGAGACCUUUGCAAUAAAUCGUGUGAAAAUGGGAGUUACGGACAAAGUUGUAAAUACACCUGUGGACACUGUUUCAAUGGAGGGCCCUGUGAUAGGUUUACAGGGUUGUGUAACACAGAAUGUGACAAUGGGUAUUUUGGAGAAAAGUGUAAACAGAUCUGUGGACACUGCUUUAAUGGAGCACCCUGUAACUGGUCUACGGGAAUGUGCAACACUGGGUGUGAUCCCGGGUAUUUCGGAGAAAAUUGCAAAAACACCUGCGGAUUCUGUUUAAAUGGAACGCACUGUGAUGGGAUGACAGGAAAGUGUAAUACAGUUUGUGACCCUGGGUAUUCCGGAGAAAGAUGUAAAGAAGAGUGUUCACCAGGAAUGUUUGGGAAGAAUUGCAGUUUUUACUGCAGUGAUCACUGUUCACACCAGAGUUGCUAUAAUACGAAUGGGAGUUGUAAACGUGGAUGUAUUCCAGGUUACAAAGGAAACAACUGCGAAGACGUUUGUGAACCUGGAUUCUACGGUACAAAUUGCAGUGAGGUAUGUUCCUUCAGAUGUCUAAAAUCUUGUAACCACAUUGAUGGCUUUUGUAGAUGUACCGCUGGAUGGAAGGGUCCCCCAACAUGUGCCACAGAGUGUCCUCCAAACUUUUUUGGCAUUGACUGCCGACACCUGUGUAGUGAUCACUGCAGUAACAAUGAUACCUGUAAUAGGUAUGACGGAACGUGUGACGGCGGGUGUCAAGAACCAUUUAUUGGUCGUAUCUGUGACCAUCAAAAUUUUACCGAGUAUCAGGAAGUAAGAAUAUGUAUUUAUAAACCCCUUUCUACUGCGUGGAUUGCAGGAAUGACUGUUUCCCUUACAUCAAAUUUAUUUGCCAUUUCCAUCAUCAUUUUUGAAAUAAGACACUGUCAACUAAACGCAAAAGCAAACAAAAGACCAGAAAAGUAUAUCACAAUGACAGAUUCAAGGACUUUGGAUAAUGAUAACACAACUCAUCAAUAUGAAGAAAUAAUUGACCCUACAAAUUAGGAAUUCUUGAAAAU
Messenger RNA from Saccostrea echinata, 1598 nucleotides. RefSeq names its product multiple epidermal growth factor-like domains protein 6. Lineage: Eukaryota; Metazoa; Mollusca; Bivalvia; Ostreida; Ostreidae. Bases 1 to 1584 code for a protein of 527 amino acids. The transcript is spliced from 10 exons. The record is from RefSeq and is a predicted model, not a curated record. Gene Ontology annotation, molecular function: scavenger receptor activity.